Molecule: messenger RNA, 873 nt
Organism: Lindgomyces ingoldianus
Lineage: Eukaryota; Fungi; Ascomycota; Dothideomycetes; Pleosporales; Lindgomycetaceae
Exons: 4
Coding region: 37-534 (165 amino acids)
Source: RefSeq, a predicted model, not a curated record
GUCUACUACUUUUACAGUUACUCUACUGCGGGCUGGAUGGCUCUACAAGCCUUGCCGCUGAUCGCAUCUCCAACGAUGAUCGCCACACUCCUGUCACCAACAGUCCGAGAAGCGACGACUUUGGAGGUCUACUUCUCCCGCACCCUCGGCUUCUCCCUCAUCACAAUCGGCAUCUUGAGUGUCCUACUCACAGGCUCGGUGCCGCUUUCUAGUCGGCUCACAGAAGCCGGCGGCACCUCAACCGACGCCUCCGACCCCAAAGCGCCAUACGCGCUCCCCACCCUCACCAUAACGGCCCUCUUCCACGCCGCCUACGCCUCCUACACCUACGCCAUGUGGACGCAAACAGGAGUCUUCUCCUUCGGUCUUGGAACCAUGGGAAGUGGAGUGCUGUGUGCGAUUGGGCUGUGGUGUAUUCUGUUUGCGACGAGUGACGGCAGAAUUAGCCGGAAGACGGGUGCGGAUAAGAGGACCAGUGGGUUUCCGUUCAAGAAUAAGGAGGCGGAUAAGAGGAAAGGGAAGAAAGGGAUGUGAGAACUGGAUAAGGAGAGAGCGGUGAGCGAGGGAGUUCUUUGUCCAUGCGUGUGGGUCUUGAGGAGAUCUGGUGUGGUGCACUGGAUGGAUGGAUUGAAGAGUUAGGACGAGGCAUGGUGCAUUCAAGGUGUUUUGUAGAAACAAAAGCGCUGGACUUGCCGAAUACAUCUGUAUAUUACCUAUCAUCAACACGGGAUUCUAAGUGAUACUGCAGCCGAGAAAUGUUUCAGCGAUUUCGAUGCAAAUGGCUGGCAGAAGAUGGCAGAAGCUGGCAGAACACCGUCCAGGUAUGAAUUAGUAUGGCUACAUAAUACAAGAUGGUCAAACACCAGCGACUUU